AUGGCUAAACUGGGGGUGGGAAUAAUAUCCUUACAUCAAUUUUUACUAGAGCCAAUCACCUGCCAUGCUUGGAACAGAGACCGUACCCAUUCUUACUUGGAGAUUGCCCUUAGCCCUAAUAAUCAUGAAGUCCACAUCUACAAGAAGAAUGGGAAACAAUGGAUGAAAGCCCAUGAACUGAAGGAACACAAUGGACACAUCACAGGUAUUACCUGGGCUCCCAAGAGCAAUCGCAUUUUAACUUGUGGGGCAGACUGCAAUGCCUAUGUCUGGAGUCAGAAAGAUGGAAUCUGGAAGCCAACCUUGGUGAUAUUGAGGAUUAAUCGUGCAGCUACCUUUGUGAAAUGGUCUCCCUUAGAGAAUAAAUUUGCUGUAGGUAGUGGAGCUCAACUGAUUUCUGUGUGCUACUUUGAGUCUGAAAAUGACUGGUGGGUGAGCAAACACAUAAAAAAGCCAAUUCAUUCUACUGUCCUUAGUUUGGACUGGCACCCCAACAAUGUUUUGCUGGCUGCUGGAUCUUGUGACUUCAAAUGCAGAGUAUAUUCUGCCUACAUUAAAGAAGUUGAUGAAAAACCAGCCAAUUCUCCAUGGGGUACCAAGAUGCCUUUUGGUCAGCUGAUGUCAGGAUUUGGUGGUACUGAAAGUGGUGGUUGGGUCCAUGGGGUCAGUUUCUCUGCCAGUGGGAACCGCCUCGCUUGGGUCAGCCAUGAUAGUACUGUAUCAGUUGUUGAUGCCUCUAAAAACAUGAUGGUUUCACAGCUGAAAACAGAGUUCCUCCCAUUCCUGAGUGUGUCAUUUGUCUCUGAGAAGAGUGUGGUGGCUGCUGGCCAUGACUGCUGCCUGAUGCUGUUUAAUUAUGAUGAUUGUGGCCCCUUGACCUUCAUCUCCAAAUUAGACAUUCCAAAAGAGAGCACUCAGUGCAACAUCUCUGCCAUGGAAUGCUUCUGCAACAUGGACAAGAGAGCCACAACCGAGGAUCACAACACUGCUCUAGACACGCUACACCAAAACAGCAUCGCCCAAAUGUCUAUUUAUGAAGUGGACAAGCAAGAAUGCUGCAAAUUUUGCACCACUGGCAUUGAUGGAGCUAUGACAAUUUGGGAUUCCAAGACUUUAAAGUCUUUGAUCCAGGGACUAUGA
Monodelphis domestica (gray short-tailed opossum) is the source of this 1140-nucleotide messenger RNA. The record is from RefSeq and is a predicted model, not a curated record. NCBI's taxonomy places the organism in Eukaryota, Metazoa, Chordata, Mammalia, Didelphimorphia, Didelphidae.